This is a messenger RNA of Danaus chrysippus (African queen), 447 nucleotides long. The record is from the annotation of a GenBank genome assembly. Lineage: Eukaryota; Metazoa; Arthropoda; Insecta; Lepidoptera; Nymphalidae.
UUGUAUGAAGAGGAUAGCGCUUCUAACGUGCAGGUUAGUGACAAUAUUCCGGAUGCUAAAAACGAAGACCAUAAUGAUGCCGACAUCCCUACUACAUCUCAAAACAAACCAAUUAUUCAGUCACAAAAACGUCGUGCUAAAGAUCCACCCGAAAUGCAAGAAGCCAAUAAAAAAAUGAGUACUGCUUUUACAGCAUUAAAUAAAGCAUUGGCUAACAAAGAAAACAUAAAAGAAGAAGACGAAUGCGAUUUAUUUUGUAAAAUGUUGGCAAAACAAAUAAGGGAGUAUCCAAAACUUGAAAGGGAAGAAAUAAUGUACGAGCUUCAUGGUGUUAUGAUGAACAGACGUCGUCGUUACAACACGAUGCAGGGUAGAUCAUAUGCUGUUUCUUCUCCUUCACAAAUAAUCCUCAGUCGACCUAGCACGAGCAACAGCAUGCUUCACUAA